UAACAAACAAAAACACAAUUUCCCACAAUCCACGUGGGCGUGACGUAGGCAGGAACUGCCCCCGGAUCCGCAGCUGAGUUUUGUUAGGUCCUCAUCAGAGGCCGAGGGACAGACUGUGUGUGUGUGGGACUGUGAAGACUGGCGUUGAGGUCAGCUCCUGCAGCACAGUCGUUAAAAUGGUGCCUGUCCAUGCUGCCUGUGCUUUGUUAAGCCUCGCACCCUUGUUAGUGCUCAGUGUUCCUCCCAUCUGGACCCAGCCGGAGCAGGUGCACCUCUCUUAUCCAGGAGUGCCAGGUUCCAUGGUCGUGACCUGGACCACCUUCAAUAAGACGGAGAGCAAAGUGGAGUACGGCCUUCUGGGGGGUCGGCUCUUUGAGAUGAGCGCCAAGGGUGACGCCACUCUGUUUGUGGACUCGGGAGAGGAGAAGAGGAAGAUGUUUAUCCACAGAGUUGCUCUCACAGGCCUCAAACCGGCUGCUUCGUAUGCGUACCACUGUGGGAGUGACGUGGGCUGGAGCGAUGUGUUCUUCUUCACUGCCCUGAACGACAGCACCAGUUUCAGUCCCAGGAUUGCUCUGUACGGAGACCUGGGCAACGAGAACCCACAGUCUCUGGCUCGGCUGCAAAAGGAGACGCAGCUUGGCAUGUAUGAUGUCAUCCUGCACAUAGGGGACUUUGCCUACGAUAUGCAUGAGGACAAUGCCAGGAUUGGUGAUGAGUUCAUGAGGCAGAUCCAGUCCAUUGCAGCCUACGUGCCCUACAUGACCUGUCCAGGCAACCAUGAGGCCACAUACAACUUCUCAAACUACAGGAAUCGCUUCAGCAUGCCGGGCAAAACUGAGAGCCUGUGGUACAGCUGGAACCUGGGGUCAGCGCACAUCAUCUCUCUCUCCACCGAGGUUUAUUUCUACCUCGAGUUCGGCCUGGAGCUCCUCUUCGAGCAGUAUGAGUGGCUGAGGAAAGACCUGGAGGAGGCCAACAAGCCAGAGAACCGAGCAGUGCGACCAUGGAUCAUCACAAUGGGACACAGGCCCAUGUACUGCUCCGAUGACGACCAGGACGACUGCACCACGUUUGACUCCAAAGUCCGACUGGGACGGAACGAAACCAAACCUCCAGCUCCCGGUCUAGAGGAUCUAUUUUACCGCUAUGGAGUGGAUUUGGAGUUGUGGGCGCAUGAGCACACGUAUGAGAGGCUUUGGCCUGUGUACGGUGACAAGGUGUGCAAUGGAAGCAAAGAGCAGCCUUAUGUGAACCCAAAAGCUCCUGUACACAUUAUCACAGGCUCUGCUGGCUGCAGAGAGAGGACUGACAAGUUCAAUCCAAACCCCAAAGACUGGAGCGCCUUCCGCAGCACAGACUACGGCUACACCCGCAUGCAAGUGGUCAACGCCAGCCAUCUUUACUUGGAGCAGGUGUCUGAUGACCAGUAUGGCAAGGUGAUUGACAGCAUAUGGGUGGUGAAGGAUAAGCAUGGCUUCUCUGCCUGGUUCUGAGGACUGCCAUCCUUUCAAAAAUACUGCUCAGGAAUGCACUUUAAACUUAAAACAAGCACAUUUUCAAUCAUGCACCGAUGAUAUAAACUACCCAAGUUACCAUCCUGGCCACUCGGCCUUUAAAAUUAAGAAGUUGUGAAUCACUCAUUUAAUCUCAAACUCUUUUCCGCUUUGGUUAGUCCAAUGAGAUAACCUCUUUAUAAUGAUCACCUACUGUGAAUGUAUAUAAUGUAGCUAUGAUUUUGCUGUGAGGUGCUCUGCUCCACAAUGUUUUGUAAAGGGCAUCAAAAACUGUUUCAUUUUUUUAAUAAAUUCAGCUUUUUACUCGGA
Molecule: messenger RNA, 1826 nt
Organism: Acanthopagrus latus (yellowfin seabream)
Lineage: Eukaryota; Metazoa; Chordata; Actinopteri; Spariformes; Sparidae
Gene: acp7
Product: acid phosphatase 7, tartrate resistant (putative)
Exons: 15
Coding region: 177-1496 (439 amino acids)
Molecular function (GO): acid phosphatase activity; metal ion binding
Source: RefSeq, a predicted model, not a curated record